GGAUGAUCGCUGCUUUCAAACGCCGAGGAUAUUUUUUUUAUUUCUUUAGUUGAAAUCUUUGUCUUUUUUUUCUUUUUCUUUUAGACGGAAAAGAAUGGCAAGCUUAGAGUCGUUGGUCAAAGAAAGAUAUUCAGCAGCCAAAGCGAACAAUGAUAUCUUUAUAUUUGAAUCAAGUUCAACUCAAAAGAAAGAUAAUGGCAUAUCGUUCGAAAUCAAUUUUGUCCCAACAUUGGCCAAGAAACCCAUUGAUGAAUACAACAAGACUGCAAAGAAUGACACUAUCAAUGAUAACAAACAGCCCAUUAAUCCAUUUUUGAACCCAAGCCCUGCACUUAUCGUACAAGAAAAUGAAACCCAUCGUAUCUUACUCAACAAGUUUUGUGUUUUACCUCACCAUUUAUUGAUUAUUACCAAAGAUUUCCAGCCACAAACUCUACCAUUAUUCCCACCAGAUCUAAUGAUUGGUUGGAAAACGUUAAUGACAGCUUACGGUCCAUCUUCUCCUGGCUUACUGUUUUAUAAUUGUGGCCCUCUCUCAGGUGCAAGUCAACCUCAUAAACAUAUGCAACUCAUACCCCUCAUUGAAUCUGGUGCUUCUCCCAUUCAACAAGCUGUUAAUAAGAUUGAAAAUUCAAAAGCUGGCGAAAUUUAUAUGUUGGACUCAUUCCCAUUUGUACAUGUGGUAACACCUUUAGAUCGCCAAUUCAUGGAUGAAAGCCCUGAGGCUGCAGUGGAGGAUUAUUUGGGACAAAUGUUCUUUGGACUAUUGGACGCCAUGUUUCAACAAAUUCGACUGGUGGAUAAUGAAAAACUUUCAAAUGUCAAACCAUCCUACAAUUUUAUAAUGACCAGUGAAUUCAUGUUGAUAGUAGCUAGACGACAAGAAUAUGCGACACUUACGACUAAGGAUGAACGCGAUUUGGCAAUCUCGAUAAACUCGAUGGGCUUUGCUGGUUACUUAUUGGCUAAGACUGAAGAUGAAUACGAGGUUUUGAAAACAGUAAAUAUCAUGGAUGUUUUAUCUCAAGUUGGUAUUCCUCGUCCACUGGAUUCAUCCUCUAUAGCAGAUGGACAUAUAGGUCAACAACAAACUACCUUGGCAAAUUAACCGAAUAACAUUUGGAUGGAUGGAUUCUCAUGAAAUUAUUAUUGGAUUUUUAUAUUGAUUAACCUUCUUAUCCUACUAUUACUAUUAUUAUUAUUAUUAUUAUUAUUAUU
Messenger RNA from Halteromyces radiatus, 1218 nucleotides. RefSeq names its product HIT-like domain-containing protein. Gene Ontology annotation, biological process: nucleotide metabolic process. Lineage: Eukaryota; Fungi; Mucoromycota; Mucoromycetes; Mucorales; Cunninghamellaceae. Gene Ontology annotation, molecular function: ATP binding; ATP:ADP adenylyltransferase activity. The coding region runs from base 95 to 1108 and encodes 337 amino acids. The transcript has 4 exons. The record is from RefSeq and is a predicted model, not a curated record.